GAGCAGUGGCGUGCAUUAGACAACAGCGCGUGAGAUGGGAGAUGCACUGAAUGAAAUGUUGUAAGGGAUAUUCAACGUCAAAUAUUUAUAUUUUUUGUGCUAUUAGUUUAUUAGGAUGUCGGCGUCUGCUAUAUUCAUCCUGGACCUUAAAGGAAAGGUGUUGAUCAGUCGUAACUACAUGGGAAACAUGGACAUGAAUGAGGUCGACCACUUCAUGCCCAUUAUGAUGAGGAUGGAGGAGGACGCAGACUCAUCGCCCCUGGUGACACACGGCUCCGCCCACUUCCUGUGGAUCAAACACAGAAACCUCUACUUGGUGGCAAUGACCAAGAAGAAUGCCAAUGCAGCCCUGGUCUACUCCUUCCUCUACAAAAUGGUGGAGGUGUUUAAGGAGUACUUUAAGGAGCUGGAGGAGGAGAGUAUCCGUGACAACUUUGUGACGGUGUAUGAGCUGAUGGACGAGGUCAUGGACUUUGGCUUCCCUCAGACCACAGACAGCAAGAUCCUGCAAGAGUACAUCACCCAACAGGGUCACAAACUGGAUGUGGGCGCCCCUCGCCCCCCCGCCACCGUCACCAACGCUGUGUCCUGGAGGUCGGAGGGCAUCAAGUACAGGAAGAACGAGGUGUUCAUGGACGUCAUCGAGUCCGUCAACCUACUGGUGAGUGCUACUGGCAGUGUCCUGCGUAGUGAGAUCGUGGGCAGCAUCAAGCUCAAGGUGGUCCUGUCUGGGAUGCCUGAACUCAGACUGGGCCUCAACGACAAAGUGCUCUUUGAAAUCACAGGACGAGAGAAAAGUAAGACGGUAGAGCUGGAGGAUGUCAAGUUCCAUCAAUGUGUCCGUCUGUCCCGUUUCGAGAACGACCGCACCAUCUCCUUCAUCCCCCCCGACGGAGAGUCCGAACUCAUGUCCUACCGCCUCAACACCACGGUGAAGCCUCUGAUAUGGAUUGAGAGUGUGAUUGAGAAGUUCUCCCACAGCCGAGUGGAGAUCAAGGUUAAGGCCAGGAGUCAGUUUAAGAGUCGCUCCACUGCCAACAAUGUGGCCAUCAUGGUACCUGUGCCCAGCGAUGCAGACUCGCCCAAAUUCAAGACGAGCACAGGCAGCUGCAAGUAUCUUCCCGAGAAGAGCGAGGUGCAGUGGAACAUCAAGUCCUUCCCUGGGGGGAAAGAGUACAUGAUGAGGGCUCACUUUGGUCUGCCUAGUGUGGAGAGUACUGAGUUGGAGGGGAGAAGGCCCAUCACUGUCAACUUUGAGAUCCCCUAUUUCACUGUAUCUGGUAUCCAGGUACGCUAUCUGAAGAUCAUUGAGAAAAGUGGCUAUGAGGCCUUACCAUGGGUACGCUAUAUAACACAGAGUGGAGAUUAUCAACUCCGGACAAACUAAGGGCGAGCCUGCUGCUAGACUAAUAGAUCGUCACUCUCUCCCUCUCUCUGGGAGUGAGGGACAACAGAGGACAAGGAAAGGGGAACAACUUUCACCACUGUCAAUUCUCAAAGGACCAUGUAGUCAUCUUGCAGACAUGAGGACCUUCAAGACUCAAUUUCCCUUCAGAACUCGACUGUUGUCACCUUCGACCUUUGCUGUGUUACAUCAUCUGGAGAAACAUGUUUUAUCUUUUUAGAAUAAUGAACCUAGUGGUUUUCUUACUAGUCACAUUGUAAACAUUUGUAUAGUUGUAUUUUCUUCUUAAAGCUGGAAGAAUUCAGGACAUUUAUGAUCUCUGAAGUGUGAACGUUGAAACCUGUGUACAGCACUGAUAUGAAAUGAUAUCUGGUUGGUGUGGAUGCUAGCGGUUAAUGUUAUCUUGGGGCCAGCUGUAAGCAUAUAAUCCCCACUGUGUCCAAUGAGAUAAUGAAUAGGCCUGCAUAAUAUCAGCAGCUGUGUAUUACCAUAUUGUCGUCACAGUUCCUAGACAUGUGCUUGUACUCAGCUGACGACUACGAGGAAAAGGCUGAAGGAAUUCUCUGUGUGCAAAUUACAAUUAUGUAGUGUUUCUAACAGUCUUGUGAUACAGACACAUUUAACGCCUCGAGGAAAAGCCAUGAUCAAAAUAAGUAAACCGAUAAUACAGGUGGUCCGAUAUGAAGAGAAUGUUGUUUAGAUAGAUAUGUUCACUUUGUUUCCUAUGUCAAUGUGUCCCCACCAAACAUACACCCAACUUUUCCAAAGCAGGUAUUGGUUGGUAUGGUUACAGUAGUAUGUUGUGCGUGCAAUGCACCACCCCUCAUAUCAGUUCUGGUUCUCUAUGCCAGGGAAAUAGCUCUGAUUCUCUCUACCAGGGGAAUAGCUCUGGUUUGCUGUGUGUAGGCCUACUGUAUGAAAUCCAGACCUGGUUUCAAAUACAUGUUUAUUUGAGUAUUUGUUAUUUAAAUACUAAUUUUCUGUAUAUUUGAGUAUUUUCAAAUGUGGUGAAUCAACUUUUUUUCAAAAUACUAUUUUCAAAUACCUGGGAUAGAUGCAUGGGAGUAUAUUUGAGACAGUCUAUUUGAAUAUUUUGAAAUACUUUCCAAGUGUAUUUCCAAAUAUAUUCCAAUAUUCAACUACUUGUUUUUCCAAAUAAAAAAGAAAUACUUACUUCCAAAUGUCUUUGAAAGUAAUUGCCUAAAUAGUAUGUGAACCCAGGUCUGAUAAUCUCAUAUUAAACCAUCCAUAUAAAAUGGCUGAUUAUGAGGAACAGGACAAAUAUGACUACACUCGUCCAGAUAUUCUCUCCAGUGGGGUUUUAAUGAUUGAAAACCACAAUCUAUUAAUAUCUUAUUUAUUAACCUCUAUGUCAAAGGGAUCUAGAAAUAAAUCAAUUACUUUGUACCUUACUAUCUUUACUGGUUAUCUCUCACUUCUCUCUCUCUCUAUUCAAUUCAAUAGACUUUAUUGACUUUGCAAGAUUAAUGACUUACAUUGUCAAAGUAUACAUAUAGCAAAAAUUGUGGGACCAACAGCAAUAAUAGUAGUAGUAGUGGAAAUGGGAUUACCAUUAACAGCAACUACAACAACAAUAUUAAUGAGAAUAACAAUACAUAAAAGCAAUGGUAGUAGACCAGUGUCAACAUGACUGAGAAGACACAUGACCUGGUAGAAGACCAGUCUCAACAUGACUGAGAAGACACAUGACCUGGUAGUAGAUCAGUCUCAACCUGACUGAGAAGACACAUGACCUGGUAGUAGAUCAGUCUCAACAUGACUGAGAAGACACAUGACCUGGUAGUAGAUCAGUCUCAACAUGACUGAGAAGACACAUGACCUGGUAGAAGACCAGUCUCAACCUGACUGAGAAGACACAUGACCUGGUAGUAGACCAGUCUCAACAUGACUGAGAAGACACAUGACCUGGUAGUAGACCAGUCUCAACAUGACUGAGAAGACACAUGACCUGGUAGUAGAUCAGUCUCAACAUGACUGAGAAGACACAUGACCUGGUAGUAGAUCAGUCUCAACAUGACUGAGAAGCCACAUGACAUGGUAUGAAAACCAAAACAAAACUAAAUGGGAAAUUACAUUGCACUUUUCACUGGUUGUCCUUCAGGUUGUGGCAGGACACAUAUUUGGCUGCCAAAACUGCACAUUUUGGCUUUUCACCCAAUAAAUAUUAGAUUUUUUCUUCA
Oncorhynchus nerka (sockeye salmon) is the source of this 3606-nucleotide messenger RNA. It is a transcript of the gene ap1m3, whose product is annotated as adaptor related protein complex 1 subunit mu 3. The record is from RefSeq and is a predicted model, not a curated record. Lineage: Eukaryota; Metazoa; Chordata; Actinopteri; Salmoniformes; Salmonidae. Gene Ontology annotation, cellular component: clathrin-coated vesicle; clathrin adaptor complex. Gene Ontology annotation, biological process: intracellular protein transport; vesicle-mediated transport. The transcript is spliced from 12 exons. The coding region runs from base 116 to 1387 and encodes 423 amino acids. Gene Ontology annotation, molecular function: clathrin-cargo adaptor activity.